UCUCUCUCUCUCGUGUACGGAGGGCAACCAUCCUCUUGUUUCUACGAUUGGAAAGCGAAAAAUCUCUGUGAUCAACAAGCUGGAAAUUUCAUUCUCAUUUUCGAAAUGUUCUUUCGAAAGUUGGCGCUUUCUAUGAUUUGUUAAGAGGAAAUGGGUUAUGGUUCAGGUAGUGCCUCCCAGGAAGACCGGGAUGACGAUGAUGAGGAUGAGUAUGAUGAAGGGGGCGCAAGUAACCGGCUUUUGGGAUUUAUGUUUGGAAAUGUCGAUGGUGCUGGUGACCUUGAUGUUGAUUACCUUGAUGAGGAUGCGAAGGAGCAUCUUGCUGCACUGGCGGACAAGCUUGGACCAUCCCUAACAGAUAUAGAUCUGUCAGUAAAAUCACCUCAAACACCUGCUGAUGGUGCUGAACAAGAUUAUGAUGAAAAAGCUGAGGAUGCAGUUAAUUAUGAAGACAUUGAUGAGCAGUAUGAAGGACCAGAAAUUCAAGCUGCCACUGAGGAGGAUUAUUUGUUAUCAAAAAAGGAAUAUUUUUCUGCUGAUGUUUCAGUGGCUUCUUUGGACCAUUCAGCUUCUGUUUUUGAUGAUGAUAAUUAUGAUGAGGAUGAGGAAUUUGAGAAGGAACAUGAGGUGGUGGACAACAAUUCUGAAGUUCAAGCUAUUUCAUCAGGUGAGCAGGGUGAGCAUCUUUCUGUAGUAUCCGAAGGAGAAAAAUCACCUGAUGAUGAUCUAUUUCCAGGUCUAUUGGAACCUGAAAAUUUGACUGGAGAUUUGGAAGAUAUACCAGAGGAGGAACCUGAAGGUCUUGAGGAGCCAUUUGAGGGUAAAAGGUCAGCACCAUUGCCUAUUUUGUGUGUAGAAGACGGAAUGGUGAUAUUGCGGUUUUCUGAAAUUUUUGGUAUUCAUGGGCCCUUGAAAAAAGGGGAAAAGAGGGACCGUCGAUAUACGAUUCCUAAGGAGAGAUAUAAAUCUAUGGAUGCUCCUGAUAAUGUUGAAGAGGAUGAGGAGGCAUUUUUAAAGGGAGGUUGCCAAGGUUUUUCAUUUACCAAACACAAACUUUUGACUCAAGAUGAUGCAUCAGUGUUUAUGGAGGAUGAGGCAGAACUGAAAAAAGUUGGUGUUGUACAAGGCACUGCCACAAUGGAACUGCAAAAUGAUGAGCAGAGGAAGCAUUCUUGCAUCAGUGCAGAACCAAUGAAAGAGGAUAUGCCUGUUGAUCUGUCAGAAUUCUGGCUAUCCCCAUUAUCUCCUAAAUUCUAUCCACUUGAUCAGCAAGACUGGGAAGAUAAAAUAAUCUGGGACAAUUCUCCUGAAGUCAGUGACAAUUCUGCAGAGAGUUGUGAAAUCUCUGGACCUGAUUCUGAAGUUGUAGUUGAUAAAGAAACAGAACUGGUAACCAAGGCUCAAAAUCAGAGGCCAAAGUUCCAAGUGGCAGUAGAUGAGAAGGAUCAUGGUGUUUUUCUGGGUAGUUCUCCUGUUUUGAUAGAGGCCUUUGGCUCAAGAAAUUCUUCUGCACUGAUUAAUCAUUCCCUUUCAGAAAUUAAAUAUCAUCCCCAACUUUUGAGGUUAGAAACUCGGUUAGAAAUGGAUAAUUCAAGUCAGUCAGCUGUUAGAAAGGAGGAUGCUAUUGAAGAUCCUCGCGGAAGUGAGGCUAUAAGGCGUUUUAACAAACUUACAUUGCAAAAUAGAGACAUGUUGGAAGGAUCUUGGGUAGACAGAAUAAUUUGGGAACCCCAUAAACCUAUAUCAAAACCCAAACUAAUUUUGGAUCUUCAAGAUGAGCAAAUGCUUUUUGAAAUUCUAGAUGACAAGGAUGGUAAAAAUCUUGGGCUUCAUGCAGGAGCUAUGCUUAUUACUCGUCCUGUAAAAUCCAGCACUGGGGAUUCUAUCGAGUUACCUGUUCAUGGAGGUCCUUCCGGUGGGCGAUUCAAUAUUGCUAAUGAUAAGUUCUAUUUGAACAGGAAAACUUCCCAGCAACUGAAAUCACAUUCUAAAAAACGCACUGCUCAUGGUGUCAAAAUUCUGCAUUCAAUACCUGCCCUUAAGCUGCAGACAAUGAAAUUGAAGUUGAGCAAUAAAGAUAUUGCUAAUUUUCAUCGACCAAAAGCCUUAUGGUAUCCCCAUGAUAUUGAAAUGGCAGUCAAAGAACAAGGGAAACUGCCUACACAAGGACCCAUGAAAAUCAUAUUGAAAAGCUUGGGAGGCAAAGGAAGUAAACUUCAUGUAGAUGCUGAGGAGACUGUCUCUUCUGUCAAAUUAAAAGCUUCAAAAAAGCUAGAUUUCAAACCAUCAGAAAUGGUCAAGAUAUUUUAUACUGGAAAGGAGCUUGAAGACCAUAAGUCUCUUGCUGCACAAAAUGUUCAACCAAACUCCUUGCUUCAUCUUGUCCGUACAAAAAUACAUUUGUGGCCGAGGGCACAAAAGCUUCCUGGUGAGAAUAAGUCUUUGCGUCCUCCUGGGGCAUUUAAGAAGAAAUCUGACCUUUCUGUGAAAGAUGGCCAUGUUUUCUUGAUGGAGUAUUGUGAGGAAAGGCCAUUACUGUUGGGAAAUGUUGGGAUGGGUGCAAGGUUGUGCACUUACUAUCAAAAAUCAGCCCCUGGUGAUCAUACUGGUGCCUUUAUGCGCAAUGGAAACAGCAGUUUGGGGACUGUUCUCACACUCGAUCCUGCUGAUAAAUCACCUUUUCUAGGAGAUAUAAAACCUGGUUGCAGUCAGUCAUCUCUCGAAACCAACAUGUACAGAGCACCCUUAUUUCCCCAUAAAGUAUCAUCAACUGACUACUUGUUAGUACGUUCUGCAAAAGGAAAGCUUUCCAUAAGGCGCAUUGACAGGAUUGAUGUUGUUGGACAACAGGAGCCUCACAUGGAAGUGAUGUCUCCUGGAACAAAGGGACUUCAGACAUAUAUCAUGAACAGGUUGUUGGUGUAUAUGUAUCGUGAAUUUCGUGCUGGUGAAAAGCGCGGCUCACUUCCUUGCAUCCGUGCAGAUGAAUUGUCUGCUCAGUUUCCUAACAUUUCAGAACCUUUUCUUCGGAAAAGGCUGAAGCAUUGUGCUGAUUUGCAGAAGGGAUCUAAUGGACUGCUAUUUUGGGUUAUGAGGCGUAAUUUCCGGAUCCCGCUGGAGGAAGAGUUGAGAAGGAUGGUGACACCAGAAAAUGUGUGUGCCUAUGAAAGCAUGCAAGCUGGCCUUUACCGCCUCAAACAUUUAGGAAUUACACGGCUGACACUUCCCACUGGGCUUUCAUCUGCAAUGAAUCAGCUCCCUUAUGAGGCAAUUGCUUUAGCUGCUGCAUCCCACAUUGAAAGGGAACUGCAGAUAACUCCAUGGAACCUAAGUAGCAACUUUGUUGCAUGUACAAAUCAGGAUAGAGAAAAUAUUGAACGUUUGGAAAUUACUGGUGUUGGUGAUCCAUCUGGUCGUGGCCUAGGUUUCAGCUAUGUCCGAACUGCUCCCAAAGCUCCAAUAUCUAAUGCAAUGGUUAAGAAAAAAAUAACUGUUGGCCGAGGAGGUUCAACUGUCACUGGAACAGAUGCUGAUUUGCGUAGAUUGAGCAUGGAGGCUGCUCGAGAGGUUCUCCUCAAGUUUAAUGUUCCGGAGGAGCUAAUUGCAAAGCAGACUAGGUGGCAUCGUAUUGCUAUGAUCCGUAAGCUUUCAAGUGAGCAAGCAGCAUCAGGGGUAAAGGUUGAUCCAACAACUAUCAGUAAGUAUGCACGUGGGCAGCGCAUGUCCUUUCUUCAGCUUCAGCAGCAGACCAGAGAAAAAUGUCAGGAGAUUUGGGAUCGACAAGUUCAGAGUCUUUCAGCUGUUGACAGUGAUGAAAUUGAGAGUGACUCUGAAGCAAAUAGUGACCUGGAUUCCUUUGCUGGAGACCUAGAAAAUCUACUGGAUGCAGAAGAAUGUGAGGAUGGGGAAGAGGGUAACUGUGAAUCAAAGCAUGAUAGAACAGAUGGUGUUAGGGGGCUCAAAAUGAGAAGGCGCCCAUCCCAAGCACAGGCAGAAGAGGAAAUUGAAGAUGAAGCUGCUGAAGCAGCGGAGUUGUGUAGGAUGCUCAUGGAUGAUGAUGAAGCUGAGAGGAAAAAGAAGAAAAAAACAAGACCUGUCGGGGAGGAAGAAGGAUUGGCUUUGGGGUCACAAUUAAAUUUUGGUUUUGAAAAUGGACAAAAAAUGAAGAAAAAUAGUGCUGUAGUAAAGCAGCUUGUUAGUAAAGUGCAGCCUGAUGGAUCAUACUCUCAAAAAGAGAAAGCCUUUCGAGACUCAAAGGAGGUGGAAAGUUUUCUUCCUAAAAGAAACAUUUCUGGGAAGGCAAAAAUUUUGAAGAAGAAUGACGCCGCACGCAUGGGAGUACUCCAUAAGAAGAUAAAAAUAAUGGGUGAUGGAAUUAAAAUGUUCAAGGAAAAAAAAUCAGCAAGAGAAAGUUUUGUCUGCGGAGCUUGUGGUCAGCUUGGGCACAUGAGGACUAACAAGAAUUGCCCCAAGUAUGGAGAAGAUUUAGAAGCACAAGUUGAGAUUACAGAACCAGAGAAGGCAUCAGUGAAGUCCAGUUCUUUGGAACACUCUGCUCAGCUCCAGCAGAGGACUCUCAUAAAGAAAAUCAUACCAAAAAGUGCUACAAAAAUGGCUCUGGCAGAAACUUCUGAGGGCGAGAAGUCUAGUUUGAAGGCAAAAAAUCUUCCUGUGAAGUUUAAAUGUGGCUCUGCUGAUAGGCUUCCUGAUAAAGUCGCUCCAGGGACCACACAUGGUCCUGACCAACCUGUCAUUUCUGAUGCUGAAACUGGGAAUAAGUUUGUUAAGGUUAAUAAAAUAAUAAUUUCCAACAAGAUGAAACCCGAAGAUUCACAGGUUGAAUCUCAUAAACCCUCUAUUGUGAUCCGGCCGCCUACUGAAACAGAUAAGGAACAUGUUGAAUCUCAUAAGCCUUCUAUUGUAAUACGCCCACCAUCAGAAAUAGACAGAGACCAGGUUGAAUCUCAUAAGCCCUCUAAUGUGACACGGCCUCCAACGGAAACAGAUAGGGACCAGGUUGAAUCUCAUAAACCCUCUAUUGUAAUACGGCCACCAGUGGAUACGGAUAGAGACCAGCCUCGUAAGAAGAUCAUAAUCAAACGGCCAAAAGAGGUUAGUCUAGACCAAGUCAGUCAGGAUGGAAGCACUGGUCUUGAGUACAGAAAAACUAAGAAAAUAGUUGAAUUAUCAAGUUUUGAGAAGCAUAAGAAGCCAGAGACCAAGCAUUUGAAUGAGGAUGUCGCAAAAAGGAAAGCUAGAGAGGAUAAAAGAUUGUGGGAAGAGGAAGAGAAGAGGAGAAAUGCAGAGAGAUUGAGAGAAGAGAGGGCAAAGAGGCUUUAUGAGGAAGAAAUGAGGAUGCUAGAAGAGCAAGAAAGGUUAGCUGAGAUUAGAAAGUUUGAGGAAGCCAUAAGAAGAGAGAGAGAGGAAGAAGAACGUCAGAAAGCACGGAAAAAGAAAAAGAAAAAAAUGCCUGAAAUGAGAGAUAAUCAUUUAGAGGACUACAGAACUAGAAGAAAUGAUAGAAGGAUUCCAGAAAGGGACAGGAGUACCAAAAGGAGACCUGUCGUUGAGUUGGGAAAGUUUGGUGCAGACUAUGGCCCACCAACAAAGCGCCGUAGAGGAGGAGAGGUUGGUUUGUCAAAUGUCUUAGAAAGCAUUGUGGAUUCCCUGAGAGACAGAUAUGAGGUGUCUUAUCUCUUCUUAAAACCAGUGUCCAAGAAAGAAGCUCCCGAUUACCUGGACAUCAUAAGGCACCCGAUGGACCUGUCCACGAUCAGGGAGAAGGUGAGGAAGAUGGAGUACAAGAGCCGAGAGGAUUUCAGGCAUGAUGUGUGGCAAAUCACCUACAAUGCCCACAUAUAUAACGAUGGACGUAACCCUGGUAUUCCUCCCCUUGCGGAUCAGCUUUUGGAGCUUUGUGACUAUUUGUUAAGCGAGAAUGAUGCCAGCUUGACUGAAGCUGAAGCUGGUAUCGAAUACAGGGAUACUUAGGCUGUGAAUUGUUAAAUUAAGAUAACUUAGUUGUCCGGAAGGCCCAGUUUGGUAUAGUCAUUUUCUCUUUUUCAGGUGUAUGGUGGAUGAGGGAUGGGGCUAGAUGCAGCUCACUAUCUGCUAAAUUCCUGUCUUCAGAAACAUUGAGCUGCAUCCCGCCUCCCCACUUUUUUCUGUAUAUUUGGGUUAUUCUGGGAAAUAAAAAAGCUGCAUAUCAUUCAUCAAUAGUA
Vitis riparia (riverbank grape) is the source of this 6221-nucleotide messenger RNA. RefSeq names its product transcription initiation factor TFIID subunit 1. The record is from RefSeq and is a predicted model, not a curated record. Gene Ontology annotation, biological process: transcription by RNA polymerase II; RNA polymerase II preinitiation complex assembly. The transcript is spliced from 23 exons. NCBI's taxonomy places the organism in Eukaryota, Viridiplantae, Streptophyta, Magnoliopsida, Vitales, Vitaceae. Gene Ontology annotation, molecular function: RNA polymerase II general transcription initiation factor binding; histone acetyltransferase activity; RNA polymerase II general transcription initiation factor activity. Gene Ontology annotation, cellular component: transcription factor TFIID complex. Bases 151 to 5991 code for a protein of 1946 amino acids.